UUUCUGGUAAAGCUAACUCCGUAUUUUUUGAUUGUCGUGAUAAUCUACUGUCUGAUACUAUAUUAUCUUCUUCCAUUCAUUCUUACUUGUCAGCCAUACUUCCACAAGCCGCAAUCCACAUCUUCAUUUAAUUCUUAGGAAAUUCUAGAAUGUCAAAAUACAUUUUUAAGUGGAUUUCGUUUGCUACUAUGAGUUGUUCUUAAUUUCUAUAAUAUUUUCACCUUUAUCCGUUGCCACUGAUGUUCAUCCUAACCCGCUGAGCGUUUCCGGAAUCUAUGGAGAGUGGUGUGGAAUUCUAAGUCCCCACUCUCUGCUACUUGCUGUCAAUCCGAAGCUCUUGAAAACACCUGACAACCAAGCUGAUUAUUAUGGCCGUUGAAAAAUUACAAGAAUUCUGCACUAUCCGUCAAAAUUAUUCAAUUGCUUCUUACUCGUUACUUUGAAUUAGGAUUAGAAUAUGUUUUCAUUGAAGUAUAGUAACGGCUUUAGUUCAAGAUUUCAGCCCCACCGUCCGGAACAGUAAGCUUUAACGGAAGCUUUUCUUCUCCACCAAAAACUUUAGCAAAAGUUCUUUAUUCCUGCUAUAAUAUAUUAUAGGGUAAGUGCUUUGUUGGCAGGUUUUAAAAAAGGAGUAUAUAAGACAUAGAUCAGACCCUCUUGACUUCACAUACUGAGGCUGUUUUCUUACAAAUACAAAGUGCUCUGUUUGGUUUUAAGUUUUCUCUUACCGAGUGUUCUGUUCUGUUUUGAGAUGGCAAAGCUUCACAGUAUUCUCUCAUUGAGGCACUUCCUUGUGAUAUCCCUGGCUCUGAAUGUCAGUUUGAUACUUAGAAUGGUGUAUGAGAGCGAAGAAGGCAACGCCUUGAAGAAAACGCUGGUGGCUGAUGCUGAUAGAGAAGGGCAUAUUGUGCACAAAUCACGAUUGGCUAUAUCCUCUACUUCCUCUGUCGUCAAUUCUACUCGUGCAGAUCAUCCCGAAGACAGUGAAAGAGUAAUCAACCUUGAUCACGGAGAUCCAACAAUGUAUGAAAGAUUUUGGAGACAAAUGGGUGACAAGACGACUAUAAUAAUUCCAGGAUGGCAAUCCAUGAGCUAUUUUUCUGACUUAACUAGCAUUUGCUGGUUUCUGGAGCCUGAAUUUGCGAAGGAGGUAGUGAGAUUGCACAAAUUGGUGGGGAAUGCAGUCACAGAAGGUCGCCAUAUUGUUGUUGGGACAGGUUCCUCCCAGCUAUUUUUGGCUGCUCUUUAUGCUCUGUCCCCACCUGAUGCUGCUGAACCAAUCAACGUUAUAUCUGCGGUACCCUAUUACUCGUGCUAUCCACAAAUGACAGAUUACCAGAAAUCAGGACUUUACAAAUGGGGUGGUGAUGCUGAGAGUUUUGACAAAUAUGCUCCCUACAUUGAGCUGGUUACUUCUCCCAAUAACCCUGAUGGAUUUACAAGGCGAUCUGUGGUUAACCGAAGCCAAGGUCUAUUGGUUCACGACCUUGCCUAUUAUUGGCCACAAUACACUCCAAUUACAUCCGUUUCAGAUCAUGAUAUUACACUUUUCACUGUCUCGAAAGCCACUGGUCAUGCAGGAACGCGCAUAGGGUGGGCUCUUGUCAAAGACCCAGAGGUAGCGAAGAAAAUGACUAAAUUCAUAGAGAUAAGUACAAUUGGUGUGUCGAAGGAUUCUCAACUCAGAGCUGCUAAGGUUUUAAAGGUAGUGUCUGACGGCUGCGGAAGGAAAAAUCCCCAAGAUAAGGAAUCGUUCUUCCAUUACAGCCAUGACCUCAUGGAAAGAAGGUGGAAGAAACUAAGAGGAGCAGUUGAGGGAGGAAAUAUGUUCAGUGUGCCAAAAUUCUCUCCCUCGUUUUGCACCUUUUUCAGUAAAGAGACGGAGCCUCAACCAGGUUUUGCUUGGUUAAAGUGUGAUGCAGAAGAAAUAGAGGAUUGUGCUAUGUUUCUUAGUGAUCAUAAGAUUUUGACUAGAAGUGGGAAACUAUUUGGGGCUAGUCCAAAAUACGUAAGAAUUAGCAUGCUGGAUACGGAUGAAACUUUUGUUCAACUUAUAGAUAGACUAUCUGCCAUACAGGCGUGACAAUUAGAAAUUUGUAGCUGAUAUUAUAUGUAUAAUAAAAAAUGUGUCUUCGGAUAUAAUAU
Gastrolobium bilobum is the source of this 2145-nucleotide messenger RNA. Its product is annotated as tryptophan aminotransferase-related protein 2. The record is from RefSeq and is a predicted model, not a curated record. Gene Ontology annotation, biological process: amino acid metabolic process. The coding region runs from base 752 to 2083 and encodes 443 amino acids. Lineage: Eukaryota; Viridiplantae; Streptophyta; Magnoliopsida; Fabales; Fabaceae. Gene Ontology annotation, molecular function: carbon-sulfur lyase activity; transaminase activity. The transcript is spliced from 5 exons.